Molecule: messenger RNA, 1985 nt
Organism: Diuraphis noxia (Russian wheat aphid)
Lineage: Eukaryota; Metazoa; Arthropoda; Insecta; Hemiptera; Aphididae
Gene: Usp12-46
Product: Ubiquitin-specific protease 12/46
Biological process (GO): protein deubiquitination
Cellular component (GO): cytosol; nucleus
Molecular function (GO): cysteine-type deubiquitinase activity
Source: RefSeq, a predicted model, not a curated record
UACUCUAUGCCGUAUACCGAUACCGAUGUUCCACAAUAUCACGAUUUAAGAUAUAUCUUAAAUCGUGCACAAUAUACAGAUAGAUAAACUUUUCUAUAUAUCGGUUUAAUGCUAGAUGGCGUCAGUCAGUUGUAGUUCACAGUUGAUUUGGAGACUCGGUUUGUUCUGUGGUUUGAUGGUCUAAAAAAUGCUAAUGCAUAUCAUACGCCGAUGUUCAUUCUGUAUAGUCUGUAGUUGUUCUAUAUGGUAUAGUGUAUAAUCUUAAAUCGUKUUKUUGAUUAACAGCGAUAACCGAUAAGUCGAUAGUCAAUAUUCGAUAAGACACACUACACUGUCUAGUGUCUACAAACUAUGACAGUCAAGAGCAAAUACACUCAAAUUAAUACAUUUAUAACAUCGAACCGUUUCGGUUCUUACAUUCUGAAUGAAGUCGAAUUCUCUCUCAAACACUACUGAUUCAUAUUCAGUGAAAUGUAAAAUGUAUGAACAUACACAUAUUCGAUUUUCGAAGAAGUGCUAAAAUUCAUUUUUCAGUGAUGACUUGAUUAGCUGUUGUCUUGUAAUAUGGGUGGUAAUGUGUCACAACUAGAAAGAGAUAUUGGAUCAGAUCAGUUUCCUCCAAAUGAGCAUUAUUUUGGUUUAGUUAAUUUUGGAAAUACAUGCUACAGUAAUUCAGUUCUUCAAGCUCUUUAUUUUUGUAAACCUUUUCGAGACAAAGUAUUAGAAUACAAAGCUCGCAAUAAGAGAAAUAAAGAAACAUUGCUUACAUGUUUAGCUGAUCUAUUUCAUAGUAUUGCAACUCAAAAAAAAAAAGUUGGAUCUAUUGCCCCAAAAAAAUUUAUAAAUAGACUUAGAAAAGAAAAAGAAGAAUUCAAUAACUAUAUGCAACAAGAUGCUCAUGAAUUUUUAAAUUUCCUUAUUAAUCAUAUUAAUGAAAUUAUUCUUUCUGAACGUAACCAAGCAAAUUGUAAUGGUAAAUCUAAAUCAAUUACACCUAAUAUUGCUGAUGGAGAAUCAACUUCUAGCAGCAUCACUAGCUCAAGUAGUCAAAAUCAAGAUCCAACUUGGGUACAUGAAAUAUUUCAAGGAAUACUAACGAGUGAAACUAGAUGUUUAAACUGUGAAGAAGUCAGCAGUAAAGAUGAAGACUUUUUUGACCUCCAAGUAGAUAUAGAUCAAAAUACUAGUAUAACACAUUGUUUACGUUGUUUUAGCAAUACAGAAAUGCUUUGUAGUGAUAAUAAAUUUAAGUGUGACAAUUGCUGUAGCUAUCAAGAAGCCCAGAAAUGUAUGCGGGUCAAAAAAUUACCUAUGAUAUUGGCAUUGCAUUUGAAAAGAUUCAAAUACAUGGAACAAUUUAAUAGGCAUAUUAAAGUAUCUCAUAGAGUUGUUUUUCCUUUAGAACUUAGAUUAUUUAAUACGUCUGAUGACGCUGUUAAUCCAGAUAGAAUGUACAAUCUUGUAGCUGUAGUUAUACAUUGUGGCAGUGGUCCAAAUAGAGGUCAUUACAUUAGCAUAGUUAAAAGCCAUGAUUUUUGGCUUCUGUUUGAUGAUGAUAUGGUUGAUAAAAUUGAUCAAUCUGCUAUUGAAGAUUUCUAUGGUCUCACGUCAGAUUUACAGAAAUCAUCAGAAACUGGUUAUAUACUUUUUUAUCAAUCUAGAGAUGCUGCUGAAAUAUCAAAAUCUGGAAACCAUUAUUUUGGAAGUUAUAGCCUUCCAAAGUUUGUGAUUUUACGUUUAUGCGCUUGUGCGCAACGUUACUUGACUGCCACGCGAAGCACCUCGCGCCUAUAAGAAAUUUUAAUAUUUUUUCUUACGUAUUUUAACAAGUAAGAAGAAGAACCAUUAGUCGGUCAYCUACCUGCGAAGAUAAUUGCUUUUUAACAACAUUGUUUAAUUCCGAGGCCUACCUAAGGUGGUUUUACACAGCAAAUCGAGGGAUAUUUUCGAUUUGCGGAGCGGAGCGACGGCGCCGAGUGCCGCUA